Messenger RNA from Penicillium daleae, 453 nucleotides. Its product is annotated as EMC6 family protein. The record is from RefSeq and is a predicted model, not a curated record. Bases 1 to 453 code for a protein of 150 amino acids. The transcript has 2 exons. Gene Ontology annotation, biological process: autophagosome assembly; protein folding in endoplasmic reticulum. Gene Ontology annotation, cellular component: membrane; endoplasmic reticulum; EMC complex. Lineage: Eukaryota; Fungi; Ascomycota; Eurotiomycetes; Eurotiales; Aspergillaceae.
AUGGCGCCAACAAAGCAGGAGCUCUCCCUGCUCAUCAACCCCCUCGUUCCCGAGGCCGUGCAGCAUAAUAACCGGGUCCUAUCCUCCCUCCACUCCCUAACCGCCUUCCUCCUCGGCCUGUCCGCAGGCAUCCUCGCCCUCCAAUCAACGGCCGGCUUCGCCUUCUACUUCACCGGCACAGUCCUCGUCUCUGCCCUCUUCCACGCCGUCCUCCUGCAGCGCUCCUCCGGCGCCGGCGCCGGCGCUUUCUUCCCCGGUAGCAGUGGCGGCGAGAUCGAGGGCCGCAUCAGUAUGGACGGUGGUGCCGUACGGAUGCAGAAGGAUGGGAAGCGGGGUGGGUUUGUGUUGCGGAAGGGUGCGUGGAGGGAUGUUUGGUUUGGUGGGGGUGUGUUGAGUGAGGCUUUGAGUGGAUUUGUGUUGGGGUGGGCUGGUGUUGGGGGUGUUUUGAGGUAG